AUGAAUUCUCUAUGUGAAAAUUGCAAAACCAAUGAGCCAGCAACCAAUGAAGAUGGCUCAACUGCAGUACUUUGUAGAAGCUGCAUGGAAAAGCUUCGGAUAAGAUCACCAACUAGGACUAUGAGUAUGAUAGUAGAUGUCCCUCUGCCAGAUAUAAAAAGCCUUAUUGAAAAUGUUGAAAGAAUGUCUUUGGAUCCAAUUGGGAUCCGACUAAAAGAAGAAAUGAAAAAAAUCGCUAAAUUCCAAAAGCAAGUGAUAAGCGAGAUUGAAAAAAACGCAGAAAAAAUGAUAAAAGAGUUGACUUGACAAAGGAAUCAGCUGAUCCAGCACACUAAAGAAGAAUGCAUUAGUAAAGUAUUAGAAUUAAAAGCACUAAUUGAAGCCAUGCAAGGCAAUCACAUUGAGCCUACCAAAAGCAGAAGGAGCUCGAAAAUAAUGAGAGCGCCUCCUCAGCUGUCCUUAAUCGAGUUCCAUAAAGAUGUACAAUUUAUUAAAAACAAUUGAAUUAACUUGAAUACUAUUUCCAUUUUGUGGACUAUUGAAGGGUUAGGAACCCUUUUGGAAUCUAAGGUCAUAAAUCAAAAAGUUAUUGAAAAUUAUUAUCAAAAUAUUUUGUCACAGGAAUCUCAAUUUACUCACCCCCCAAAUUAAAUUUGAACAAAACAUAGUUCUUUAAUCCCUUAAAUUGGAAUAAAAUAUUUUUCAAUAGGAAAUUUAUACGCAAAAUACCAAUUUUGAUAAAAUUAGUUUGACCUAACUUAACGGAAAAAGUUCAAGCAGAAAUAUUAUUUAAAUAGUUAAAGACUGAAAAGUUUAUUUUUAGAAUAAAAAUAAAUAAAAAUUCAAAAAGAUUGGUUUCAAUUUAUAAUUUGUUAGAUUCAAAAAAAAAUAUUUAAAAUUUAAUAUAAAGUUUAUUUAAAAAAAAAAAUAACCUCCCUUUAAAUUGGAGCAGGAUUUUUGGUUCCAUUUAAAGGUGGAGUGUCAACAGAUGAUGUUAAAUAGGAAAUUAGGAGAUGAUGGAGCAAGAGAUUUGUCACAAAUUUUGCCUUUUUUUGCAAAUUUAACGACUUUAUGUUUUAAUUCUAAUUGCAUUGGUAUAAGAGGAGCUAAGUUUUUAGCGCUAGGAAUUGGACAUUUAAAAAAGCUGGCUAAGCUGAGUAUUAAUAAUGAUAAGAUGAAAGAAGGGAUUGUGGCUAUAAUUAGGGUGCUUCCAAGGCUCAAUAACAUGCUAGACCUCUAUUUGAAUUGUGGGACAUUCCUUGAGAAAGAGGCCGAAGAUGUCGGCAUUGCUUUAUCUUUUGCCCCACAGCUUAGAAAUCUUACUUUAAUUGGAGGGCUUUUAUCAGAAGGUGGAAUGAUUAGAAUUAGUUAUGGGCUGGAGUGCUUAAGCUUACUUUCUAUUUAUUCUGAGUUAAAUUGAUACCUUUCUAGCCCUAUUAUUAUUGAUUUUAAAUUUAAUUAUUAUAGCAUAAUUUAGACUUAAGCGGAAAUUGUAUUGGGUCUGGAGGUGCAAAAAUCCUUACUACCCCCCCCUCCGUGAGUGUGAACAAAAAAAAUUUUGUUCACUCACGGAGGGGGGUUAAUUUUACAAAAUUUAUAUAUAAAUUUUAUAAAAAAUAUUGUUUUUCGAAAUUAAAAAAUCUCUAAUUCGCAAAAAUUUGAAAGCAAAUAUUAAUUUAAUUUAUAAAAUUAUGUUUUAAAAAAGCAAUUAGUUUGAAAUUAAACAGAAUUAGCUCUAGAUUUCAUUAUACUAAUUAUCAUUUAUAUAUCAAAAUUUUUUUCGAUAAAAAUUCUUUCUAUUAAAAAAAUUUUUGUUCACUGACGAGGGUGGGUUUUUGGGCAAAAAAUAGGGAUUUUUCUAAUGGUUUGUGUUCACUCACGGAGGGGGGGGAGUUAGUGAAGUGCUACUUAAAUUAACAAAUUUACGGUCGCUCAAAUUAUCGUCAAACAUGCUUUUAAAAGAAGGCAUCGCUGAAGUCUCCAAAGUAAUUCCAGAGCUCCCCAAACUAGAAGAGUUAUCAUUAAAUUCCAACGCAAUGGAAGACGCUGGAGCCAUUGAGCUUUCCCUUGGUCUCCAGCUAGUCCCAAAUUUAAAAAUUUUAGAAAUUCAAGACAACGAAAUAUGUGAUGUAGGAGCAUCACGAAUUGGUCAAUCACUUCAAAAUUUGCAAGCUUUAUCCCUUCUUAAUGCAUCCUGAAACCCUAUCGGAAACCGAGGAGCAACUGAUAUUUGUGCAGCUAUUUCGCAGCUCCCUGAGUUUGAAAAACUUAUCAUGUAUGGGAUUAUAGGAUCUCCUUCUCUUCCUAAAAAUAAAAUACCAGCAAAAUAUACACUGUAUACCUAA
Molecule: messenger RNA, 2345 nt
Organism: Blepharisma stoltei
Lineage: Eukaryota; Ciliophora; Heterotrichea; Heterotrichida; Blepharismidae
Source: the annotation of a GenBank genome assembly